Messenger RNA from Notolabrus celidotus (New Zealand spotty), 2539 nucleotides. Its product is annotated as nuclear distribution protein nudE-like 1-B. Lineage: Eukaryota; Metazoa; Chordata; Actinopteri; Labriformes; Labridae. Gene Ontology annotation, cellular component: kinesin complex; centrosome; kinetochore. Gene Ontology annotation, biological process: vesicle transport along microtubule; establishment of mitotic spindle orientation; centrosome localization. The coding region runs from base 16 to 1155 and encodes 379 amino acids. Gene Ontology annotation, molecular function: microtubule binding. The record is from RefSeq and is a predicted model, not a curated record. The transcript has 11 exons.
AAAUGUUUGGUUACCAUGACAACACGUAGUACGGAGGAGGAGGAGGAGGAGGAGAUCACAGCCUCACAGCAGAGAGAGGAGACGGACGCUCGGCCUCACAGCUCACUCCACCGAGCAGAAUGGACCGAUAAACAUCACGGUUUGAGGCGAUGUUCAGACUUGUUUGCCAUGGAAACAGAUAUGAUACCAAAAUUCUCCUCCAAAGAUGAGGAAAUCGACUUCUGGAAGGCUCUCUCCCUCAAGUACAAGAAAGGCUGCCAGGACUCUCAUGAGGAGCUGCUGGAGUUCCAGGAGGGCAGCAGGGAGCUGGAGGCCGAGCUGGAGGCUCAGCUGGGACAGGCCGAGCACCGCAUGAAGGACCUGCAGUGUGAGAACAACAGACUGAAGAACGAGGUGGAGACGCUCAAGGAUAAACUGGAGCAUCAGUACUCUCAGAGCUACAAGCAGGUCUCCAUGCUGGAGGACGACCUCGGACAAACGCGCAGCAUCAAGGAUCAGCUCCACAAAUACGUCCGAGAGCUCGAACAGUCCAAUGACGACUUGGAGAGAGCCAAAAGAGCUACGAUCGUGUCUCUGGAGAACUUCGAGCAGCGUCUGAAUCAGGCCAUCGAGAGGAACGCUUUCCUGGAGAGCGAGCUGGAUGAGAAGGAGUCUCUGCUGGUCUCUGUGCAGAGAUUAAAGGAUGAAGCCAGGGAUUUGCGGCAGGAGCUGGCCGUGAGGGAGAGGCAGACCGAUGUAAGCAGGAUGUCGGCCCCGAGCUCGCCCACACAGGACAAUGAGAAGAUGGACUCAGCUGUUCAGGCCUCUCUCUCGCUCCCUGCCACCCCACUGAGCAAAGGUCUGGACAAUGCCUUUGCCAACACAACAGCUCUGUCAAACGGCUACAGCAGCAACUCUCCGCUGACUCCCUCUGCCAGGAUAUCGGCACUGAACAUCGUCAGCGAUUUACUUCGUAAAGUCGGGGCUCUGGAGUCCAAGCUCGCCGCCUGCAGGAACUUUGCCAAGGACCAGAGAACCAGGAAGGUGUACACGCUCGACAACAGCAACGCGCUCAACGCAAACACAACCAGCUACUCGCAGUCUCUCCACACGUCAUACUUUGACAAAGCGACAGAGAUGGUCACGUUCCCUGCGUUGAUUUUGGCAGGCCGGUGAACGGACUGAAGCCUGGCACCCUGACGGCCAUCACCGCCCCUCCUGUUGCCUCCUCCCCUGGCCUGGUUCCCCUUGCUGUGUGACACUGACCCCCCCCUCCCCUCCCUCAAACCCUCAACCGAACACGCCCGUCCUGCACUUGAACAUAUAAAAACAGAGGGACAAAGAGGGACACACAAAUGUCUGAUACUGUAAAACCUUGUGGAUGUACUGUUACUCCAGACCCCGUCCUCCACGCUCUGACUCGACUCUCGUGCUUCGUCCUGCUGUACUCGUGGGUCCUCGUCUGUGUAUGUGUCUGUAUCUGCUUUAAAGAGGGCGCCACAUUCACGCUUCACAACAGGAUCUCGGCCUGAUUUAUGAAACAUGAACAACAAAUCAACUAAAAGGGAAACUUUAUGCAACUUUAAACGCGCUCUUAGCUGCAAACUUUGAUUAACAUUUAAAAGCAAUAACUCUUCAAACAAGAGAAAAAGAUCUCUGAUAAUAACCGGCCUGAUGAGUUUGCACAUGACAUUUGUCCCGGGUCAUUUUGUACCACAUGGAUCGUGUCUGCAUCAAUAAUUGAUGUUUCAAAAUGUCCAACAUGUGAGACAGACGUGUUUUAAACUCGCUCUGCUGCGUCUAAAGAGUCAGAUGGUUUUUAAUCUCUUAUCUCCUGACCCAUGUACAUAGAGUACUCUUCCUUUUUGGUUCUGAAGUGGUCUGAAGAUCGGGGUAGGAGCGUCUUUGUGUCAUUGUAUCGAGUCCAACACGCCACCUGUCCUCUGAACUCUGUGACAUGAUGUGUACAGUAUUGGUCAUAUUGAUCGUUAUUUAUCGACGCCGUCUUUAAAGACGCCGUCGACGUCUUCGUCGUGUUCGGGCCAGUGAAGCGAGCGUUCUUGUAUCGUGUAGUUGAAGUGUUUUAACAUUUUAACAUUUUCUCGGUUUAUUACUUAACACUUUUUUUAGUACUGUACGGGAAGCAAGUGGAGCACUUUGACCUCGUGUGAACUCACUUUUUUCAUUUUCAUUUAAGUGCAAUAUCACUGGUUUUGUACGGAAGCCCAGGAUGGCCAUACUUGCACUUAUUUUUAAAUGAUACUCCAAAUUCACACACGACAGAUUUCAUGUGAUGAGAGGUGAAAUUUCUCUCUUAUCUCAGGGGAACAAACGUUUUCUGUGUUUUGUUUUCUUGAGAUAUUUAGAGGAAUGAACCUUUUAAUUUAUAAAACAAACUUUUUUACAUAAAGAUAUUAAAAUAAUCUACAGAUAUCAGCUUCCAGAAAAUAAUUGCAGGCGUGGCUGUUCUCCUCUUCUGUAGUUUUCUUUAGUUUUUGGGGUUAAUUUAUUUCAGGUUUCGUUCACAGCAUGUUUUAAUAAAUGAUGUUGUUUACAUCUA